CACUGUACCUGGCUGACUCCUGGCCUGCCCACUGCCUUGCCAAUUGAUGACGCGUGCCUGCCCCACUGCUGCCAGCGCGGUGCCCAGCCAAAUGACCUGAUGCCUGACGAUCCAAUGUCUGACCCAGUGCCAGCGGUCAUGCCAGUUGACUCGGAGCCCACUGUCGUGCCUGGUGACUCGGUGCCCGCCGCUCCGCCUGGGGGCCCGAGACCUGUCGCUCCGCCUGGGGGUCCGGCGCCCGCCGCUCCGCCUGGGGGCCUGAGACCUGUCGCGCUCCGGGGGCCUGGACCCGGCUCCACCUGGGGGUCC
Molecule: messenger RNA, 309 nt
Organism: Staurois parvus
Lineage: Eukaryota; Metazoa; Chordata; Amphibia; Anura; Ranidae
Source: the annotation of a GenBank genome assembly